Molecule: messenger RNA, 6696 nt
Organism: Toxotes jaculatrix (banded archerfish)
Lineage: Eukaryota; Metazoa; Chordata; Actinopteri; Toxotidae
Product: protein diaphanous homolog 1-like
Exons: 28
Coding region: 695-4345 (1216 amino acids)
Biological process (GO): actin filament polymerization; actin cytoskeleton organization
Cellular component (GO): actin filament; cytoplasm
Molecular function (GO): actin binding; microtubule binding; small GTPase binding
Source: RefSeq, a predicted model, not a curated record
AGGAAGACUCCUCUCCUCUUUAAGACCUAGUUGCUUCCCUGUUGUCAUUUAGGGGUUAAAAAGUUAACUAAACUUGUAGCAGCCAUGGAAACUAAUUUGCGAGACACUGUCGAUCUAAAUAAUCCUUAACGCCGACUCACCGCUUGUGUUGUAAUCACCGAAACAACUCGUGAAAGUGGGAAGAGCGGAGUUUUUUUUUUUCGCCUAGGGAGACUUAACCUACUGUAGCAGACUAGCUAACUUAGCUAAAGCUAACGUUAGCUCAUUUAGUGUCACAUACGUUCGGGACUUAAAAUCCACAUUGUUAAAGGUUCGGCUUGUGUUACAUGUGGAUACUGGUAGAGUAACAGCUUCCUUUGUAUUUUAUUGACGCAACAGGUGGUCUUCAUACUUAUCGUCCCGAGGCUCGGGGCUGUGCUUUGAAUUUCCCUCCUUCAGGGAUACAGACGGGCGGCUUAGCGAGGGGUUCGCUCGGUGUAGUUGGCUUCCUACCAAAUCAUUAGCAGCACGGUGCUAAUUGUGGCUAGUUAGCCAGGAAAGUAGCAUAGGCCCAGAGGAAUUAACAUUUGGCUUUUUCGCAAGUCAAGAAAACCCCGUCGGAGGAAACGUUUGCUUUUGCCCUUAGAGCGGAGAGAUUACCGCCACACGGGUUUAUUUUGACACCCAGUUCAAGGAAACGGAUUAACUUAUAAAUAUGGAUCCACACACGGGUAAUUCUGCCUCAGCUGCUGGUCCCAAGAAGGACAAAAAAUCAAAGAAGAACUACGAGGAUGGAGAUGGGAAAAAGAAAUUUACAUUCAAACGGCUGAUUCCUGACGAGCUGGAGCGUUUCACCAGCAUGAGGAUAAAAAAGGACAAGGAGAAGCCCGGCCAUAUGCCAGGUCAGCGUCACUCUUCAGCUGCCAGCUAUGAGAUCAAUGCUCAUAGCGCCAUGCUGCAGGAUCUCUCUGAUGAGAACGUCCUGGAACUCUUCGAACAGAUGCUGUUGGAUAUGAACCUGAAUGAGGAGAAGCAGCAACCUCUAAGACAGAAAGACAUUAUGAUCAAGCGAGAGAUGGUCUCCCAGUACCUCCACACAUCUAAAGCUGGCCAGAACCAGAAGGAGAGCUCCAGAUCAGCCAUGAUGUACAUUCAGGAGUUAAAGUCAGACUACCGAGACACGCAGCUGCUGAGCUGUCUGGAAUCUCUACGAGUGUCACUCAAUAACAACCCUGUCAGUUGGGUGCAGAACUUUGGAAAUGAAGGCCUGGCUCUGCUGCUGAGUCUGCUUAGAAGGCUACAGGAAGAGAAAGACGAGUACCCAAUGAUGGGAGUGAAAUGCCAACACGAAAUCAUACGAUGUCUAAAAGCCUUUAUGAACAACAAGUAUGGUCUAAAAUCCAUGCUGGAGUCAGAGGAGGGAAUUCCUCUGCUGGUCAGAGCCAUCAACCCUAAUGUGCCUCAUAUGAUGGUGGAUGCUGUCAAGCUGCUUUCUGCCAUCUCCAUUUUGGAACACCCUGAGAGCCUCCAUGAACGUGUUUUGGAGGCCAUCACAGAGGAGGCUGAGAGACGGGACAUUGAGAGGUUUCAGCCUCUCCUUGCUGGCAUGAACAGUCACAACAUUGCUCUUAAGGGUGGCUGCAUGCAGCUAAUCAACGCCUUAAUCAGCCGAGGAGAGGAGUUGGACUUCAGAAUCCAUAUUCGCUCUGAACUGCUAAGACUGGGCCUGAGAGACCUGCUGACGGAGGUGCGGACAAUAGAAAAUGAAGAGCUGAGGGUGCAGCUUAUGGUGUUUGAUGAGCAGGCUGAAGAUGACUCUGAGGACCUCAAAGCACGUCUUGAUGACAUCCGCAUUGAGAUGGAUGAUGUGAGGGAACUGUUUGAGAUUCUUGUCAACACUGUGAAGGACUCCAAAGCGGAGAGCUACUUCCUGUCCUUGAUGCAGCACCUGCUUCUGAUCCGUAAUGAUUAUUUGUCCAGGCCUCAGUACUACAAGUUGAUAGACGAGUGUAUCGCUCAGAUCGUGCUUCACAGGAAUGGAGCGGACCCUGACUUCAAGUGCCGUCACCUUCGUCUCAACAUUGAAGGCUUGAUAGACAACAUGGUGGACCAGACCAAGGUGGAAGCCAGUGAGGCCAAGGCCACCGAGCUUGGGAAGAAGCUGGAUUCCGAGUUGACAGCACGCCAGGAGUUGCAGGUGGAGCUGAAGAAACUGGAGGGUGACUAUGAGCAGAAGCUGCGGGACCUGAGCCAAGAGAAAGAACAGCUAGCUUCUUCUAAGCAGGAGCAAGAAAAGGAGAACCAGGGACUACAACAACAGCUAAGCACUCUGAAAGAGCAGAUCGAAAAGCUGUCUAAGGAUCUGGAAGAGGCCAAGACUAAAGUUGUUACAGUUACUGUUCCUGUGCCAACACCAGGUUUGCCCCCUCCACCACCUGCUCCUCCUCUCCCUGGCCAGAAUGUAUCUAUGCCCCCUCCACCUCCACCUCCGCCCAUACCAGGCAAUGCAGCCAUACCUAUUCCCCAGCCCCCACCGCCCCCUCCUUUACCAGGCCAAGGCAGUGCUCAUAUUCCUCCUCCUCCUCCACCACCUCCUUUACCUGGCAUGCCAGGACCGCCACCACCCCCACCCCUUCCUGGCAUGCCAGGACCUCCACCCCCUCCACCUUUACCUGGGAUGGGACCUCCACCACCACCGCCGCCACCUGGGUUUCCUGGUAUCCCUCCUCCACCGCCAGGCCCAGGCAUACCUCCACCUCCACCAUUUGGCAUGGGAGGGUGGGCUGCCCCCGCACCACCUCCACUGCCUUAUGGGCUCAAACCUAAGAAGGAUUACAAGCCUGAGGUCCAGCUGAAGAGAGCCAACUGGAGUAAGAUCGGACCUGAAGACCUCUCUGAGAGCAGUUUCUGGACCAAGGCAAAAGAGGAUCAAUUUGAAAACAAUGAGCUCUUUGCCAAACUCACCUUAACCUUCUCCUCGCAGACAAAGACCACUAAAGCCAAAAAGGAGCAGGAUGGUGGAGACGACAAGAAGCAGCUGCAAAAGAAGAAGGUGAAGGAGCUGAAGAUUCUUGACACCAAGGCCUCACAGAACCUCUCCAUUUUCCUGGGCUCGUUCCGUCUCCCUUACGAAGAGAUCAAGAAUGCCAUCCUGGAGGUCAAUGAGAAGAUCCUCACAGAGUCCAUGGUUCAGAACCUGAUCAAACAACUGCCAGCACCAGAGCAGCUGAGUGUACUGGGAGAGAUGAAGGAUGAAUAUGAUGACCUGGCUGAGUCUGAACAGUUCGGAGUAGUGAUGUCCAGCGUGAAGCGACUGAUGCCACGGCUUCAGGCCAUCCAGUUCAAGCUGCAGUUCGACGAGCAGCUGAACAACAUCAAGCCAGAUGUGGUGUCUGUGACAGCAGCCUGUGAGGAGCUCAUGGGAAGCCAGUCCUUCUCCAAGCUGCUACAGAUCAUCCUUCUUGUCGGGAACUACAUGAAUGCUGGUUCCCGCAAUGGAAAGGCAUUCGGCUUUUCCGUAUCAUACCUGUGCAAGCUGCGUGACACCAAAUCAGCCGAUCUGAAGCAGACACUGCUCCACUUUCUCGCUGAUGUGUGCCAAGAGCAGUAUCCUGAUGUCAUGAGCUUUACAGAUGACCUCAUCCAUGUGGAAAAGGCCAGCAGAGUGUCCGCAGAAACAAUUCAGAAAAACGUAGAGGCAAUGGGCCGUCAGAUCAAGAACCUGGAGAAGGAUCUGGAAACCUUUCCUCCUCCACAAAAUGACAAGGACCUGUUUGCGGAGAAGAUGUCCAGCUUUGUCAUCAGUGCCCAUGAACAGCAUGAGAAGCUGGAUCUGAUGCAUAAGAAUAUGGAAAAGCAAUAUGCUGACCUGGGAGACUAUUUUGUCUUUGACCCGAGAAAAAUCUCUGUAGAGGAAUUCUUUGGGGACCUCAACACUUUUAAAAACAUGUUCCAGCAAGCGGUGAAGGAGAAUCAGAAGAGGAAGGAGGCUGAAGAGAAGAUUAAGAAGGCCAAACUGGCCAGGGAAAAAGCAGAGAAGGAGAAGGAGGAGAAACUAAAGAGGAACCAGCUCCUUGAUAUCAACGCAGAGGGUGAUGAAACUGGUAUCAUGGAUGGCCUGUUGGAAGCGCUGCAGUCCGGCGCUGCUUUCAGGAGAAAGAGAGGACCCCGGCAAGCAGCCAACCACCGACGAGCUGGUCAUGCAGUGACCAACAUCCUGGCCAAAGAGCUGAUGCAGGAGGACACGCCUUCUUCCAGUAAAGUGCAGGCAAGGAAGAGCAAGUCAGAGGAGAAAGAGGAGCCUGUCCUAGAGGGGGCAGAGUCAUUAGAGGAAUUACUGGAGGCGGCUCCCCCUCGGUCUAACUAGGCAACACAGGUGCAGUUUUUACUCAGAGUCAGUGAUAUCCAAACACAGAUAUAUUCCUUAGGCAUUCCAGGGGCCAACAUCAGUCUGAGAUUAGUUUACUGAAAAAAACAGGGCCUGUGUUCUUCCAACCUUUGUCUUAACAGGACCAUUUUUUUAGGAUAGCACUGUCUGUGUCUUCUUUGAGGACAGAAAGAGGCAGAGGAUGAGGGCGGGGCUCUCAUCCCAACUCUUGGAUGUCCCUCGUCACCCUUUGGAUUUUUGCCAGUGUCAUAAAAAUGUUAAUUGCUUUCUUCAGCAUGUGCACAUAUCUGUUGAUGUAUUUUUGUUUCUCUGUUUUUCUGCAUCACUCAAUUCACCUGUCAUUCAUGAAAGGGCAUCUUGAGGAAUUCCAAAGACUUACUCAGGAGGGAUUCACCCUUUUUUUUUGUGGUUAUUUCCAAAUUCUGAAUUUAGACUUGGAACAUCUGGAAAUUGGGCACAUCUUGCAGGUGCUUCGUGGUUUUCUUUGGAUGAUUCAGCCACGACCACUUUGCGCUUUUUCACAGUCCUUUUUUUUUCUUUUUGCCUAUGGAAAAUAUUAUGUUAAAAUUGUCUAAAUAUACUGUAUGUUACUGUUUGUAAAUAUUAAUCAUUUUUGCUGCAUCAUUGAAAAAAGUGCCAACCAACACAAAUCCAGUCUUGUCAUUUCACUUCCAGUCGCUGUUUGCACUGGGCUGGUGUGUGAACCAGUCAGCCAGUCAAACAGUUGUCAUCACCUGGGUGUUAGAGUGUUUUUUGUUUUGUUUUGUUUUGUUUUAUUACUGAGAAGUGAUUUAGUUCACUUGAUUGCAUGCAUGAUUUAGAGUUCACAUAAAACUGAGGAUAAUUUACAUAAACCUGUCUAAGCUGUGUUGCCACACAUGCCCAUAACAGUUAUAUGAAGAAAACCUUCUUUCAUCCAUGAACAUGAACAUUCCCAUAAACCCCAGGGGGAAGCCGAGUUAGAUGGGAGGGGAAAGUUCUUUCACAGACAGUUAAACCAAAAAAAAAAAAUAAGUUUGCAUUUUAAAAGGGUGUUUCCAUACAAAACUUAGCUUGAGCAGUUUACAUGCCUGUGUAUUUAUGUGUAUGAGAAUGUCUGCGUGUGUGAAGUAAGCAGCCUAUAUUUAGUUUUGUGUGCACAGUCGACACCCUACAUGUGUGUGCGUUUGUGCAUGUAGGUCGGAGCGCGCGUGUGUGUGUUGCCAUCUGUAAUUACUGUACGGUACCGACCAUGCUGUCAUAAAUGCUAGGUUUCAUAAACAGCUUUGUGGUCUUUCUGCUGAGGAUAUAGCGCACUGGAAAACUGCCCAAAAAACUGCUGAGACAAGUAUGUGUGUUUGUUCAGUUGUCUGUAUGUGUGUGUGUUUGUGUUGUUCACCCACUUCCCCUCCCACUGAACUGCAGCAGUAGUUGCUGAAUGUCUGGCCUUGUUUCUAUUGGUAUUCAGUAGCCAUCAGCAUACAUGUUGCCAUGAUGUUGUGGUGUAAAAUCUGACAGGAAUCCUGAGAGGUGAUGUCAGCUGCUCCAUGCAAUAUUUAUUCCUAUGCAAACACAAUAUUGUAGCGUGCACUCUGGCCCUGAUACCCAGUCAGCCUCAGGAUGUAAAAACCACUGAGUGGACUUCAGUGGUCUGUACAACCCACUGAUUCAAGAUCAGUGCUUCACAUUGCUGAGAAAAAGCUUCAUAGCUCCAAAAGUUCAGCAUUUUGGGAAUGAAAAAAAACAUCACCAGAUUACUUGACAUCUUCCGUGAAAUUUUGAAUGUCUUGGAGGAACUGGCACUUAAAUUACAUAAAAAUAAAUGAGGUUCUUUGAGUACUGUAGGUGUAGAAAUCUUUAUUCUGAUCAAGUGCUGUUGCUUCAGUUUAAACUAGCAACACUGAGGAUAAUUAGGUGCAAAACCUCACAGAGUGCUGCGCCCGCUCUCAAGCACAAAAUAUAUCAUAGCUGUAUUUAAACCAGAGACACGACUGCUGUUUUAUUGGUGCAUUAUUCUGCCCAUCUCUACAGACGGUCAGUCCCAGGUGAUUGUGUUUACCCGACACAAUCUGUUGUCAACAUUAAGGAGAGAGAAAGACUAAAAAAAAAAAAAGAAAACAAUAUCAGAACAUCACUGGAAUAUUUGUUUGUUUGGGUUUUUUUUUUUAAUUUGAGUCAUUCCUUUUGCUUAUAAUUUUUUUAAAGAGAAUGUUUUCUAUGUGAAUUUUUACCGUUGAUUAUUUUAAUGUAUUUGAAUGGAGACUUUUUUUUUCAGAUUUCUCUAUGUACACAGAAUAAUGCACAGUCAUUCUGUUCGCUACACAGAACUAUUAAAACGUGUUAAGUAAUUA